Hevea brasiliensis (rubber tree) is the source of this 4799-nucleotide messenger RNA. RefSeq names its product translocase of chloroplast 101, chloroplastic. Gene Ontology annotation, cellular component: chloroplast outer membrane. Gene Ontology annotation, biological process: protein targeting to chloroplast. The record is from RefSeq and is a predicted model, not a curated record. The transcript has a single exon. Lineage: Eukaryota; Viridiplantae; Streptophyta; Magnoliopsida; Malpighiales; Euphorbiaceae. Gene Ontology annotation, molecular function: GTP binding; GTPase activity. Bases 340 to 4602 code for a protein of 1420 amino acids.
AAAAAAAAUUAAGGCUAAGAGCUGAAUCGCCUGGAAUGGAAGCAGGCGUGGAUGGUUCUUGGACUUGGUGUGUAGGACCAAACAUAAUGAUCACAAGAGACAAAACUAGAAUCUCUGUACGAUCUUUUAUCUAUUGCAUGAUCUUUCACAAGACUCCAAAAUGGAAUCCCUCCUUGUUAAACAAACAAGAACCCAUGAUCCGCGUUGAUGGCUCCCUCUUUCCCAAUGACCCCAAUGUAACACCAACCAUAAACCCAAGAUUCAAGAAUCAUUACAACCCAACAAAAAGCUACUCCCUUUUCUUUUCUCGGUUUCUGAGAAAAACAAGAGCUUCAGGCCAUGGCCUCAAUGCGUCGUGUUUCUCUUUGCAAGGCACAAGGGUCCCCUUCUUUUUCCACCUCAUUGUUAUCAUCGCCUACGGGUUCUCUUCCUAUCCGAGCUCCUAUUACCCCUGGCAAUGAUUCUUCUGAGUUUGAAUAUAAUAGUCAUACUGACCAGGCUUAUAGUUAUACUAGCAGUAGUAUUGAUAAUGGGUCUGAGUCCGAGGAGUAUGUUAGUGGUGAGGAGUUUGAAAGUGCAUCAGAGAAGCUUUUUGCAGGUGACCCAGAUGAGGAAAACCCUGAGGAGAGUAACUUUUUGGACAAAUAUCAACUGUCUAGGCCUUUUGUACCCAACUCAGAUGAAGAAAGUUUGGGAAAUUCCGUUAUAGACGAGGAGGAGAGAGGUGUUACUGAUGAGCAUAACCCUGUUGUUGAAUCCGAUUGUCCCGGUAUGCAGCGAGUUAUGCCUGUUGCCCAAUUGUCCAUGGAUGACGAUGUUUUUGAGGAUUUAAUGCGUGAUGAGGGACUGAUGAGUGGUGAAACGGGAGAUGGCAAGUUUUCAGCUAUUGCUAGUGCACCUAGAGUCAAAGUGUCGGCUGCUGAAGAGGAUAAAGUUGAGUUAUUGGUGAAAAGAGAUUCAUCUAUUGUGAACGAGAUUGAGUUGCUACCAAUUGGAGAUUAUGAGGAUUUGGUUUCUGGCAAUUCUUUUGGAGCAGAAGACCAUGGUGUUCCAGGUAAAGAAGAUGGUAAAUUUGCAGGAAAAGGAUCUCCUAAUGGUGCUGUUUCGGUUGAAUUGACCAAGGAUGAUUCCCAUGUGGUUAUAUCGGAAGCUGAAGUUGAGCCUUCGGUGGAAAAUAAAGAGAAUUCAGAAAUGAAAGAAAGAUUUAAGCAUGUUGUUGAUGAUCCUUUUUCAGUUGAUUUGGUUGAGGAUGAUGGUCAAGUCGUUGUACCAGAGGCUCCUAUUGAGUUUUCCAUGGAGAGCAAAGAUGGAGUCUUGGAGAAAAAUUCUCAAAUGGGUGACGAUGCUAAGCAAUUUCUUGAAGAAAGGUUGCAACUUAACAAUUUGGAGCAGGGAAAGAAUGAUUUUAUAAAUCAUGUAUCUGAUCUAUGCGGUGCCAGCCAGAUAAAGGAACAGAUUGCUGAAGAAAUUAAUGGUUGUGGUGAUUCCUAUGAGAGUGAGUUGAAUCAAGCUGAUAACAUUUUGCCAGAUAUAGGAGAACUGAAGGUUGAUGCUGUCCUGAUAAAGCAACAGAUGAGUGAAAAAGUCAAGAGUUUUAACAAUACCUUUGUUAAUGUAGUUAACCCUGAUGAUGAGUCCAUUCAGCAACUUGUGUCAGAACCUCAAGAAGUGAAAGUGGAUGUCAUGGGAGUGGAGGCAAAAAAUGCUACAGAUUUCGUGAAGGGUGAUCAGGGCUGUGUCUUCAAUAGAAGUCUUGCUCUUGAUAAAGGCAGUGAGGGUGAGAAACUAGACCGUAAGUGUAAAUCGGGGCCCGAAACUGCUAUGAAAGUUGAAUCUCUUGCACUUGAAGAUGCCAUCAGAGUUGAAUCUGGAGAUAAUGCAUUUGAGAUUAAUGAAAUUCAGACUCUGGAUUUGUUGGGGAAUGGUGAUUUGCCUGAAAUAUCUGGAGAUGAUAAAUUGGGAGAAGCCUCUCAGGGAGAUACGAAUUCCCUUGGUAUUAGAGAUGAAGCAAACCAUGAUUCAGAAAAGAUAGGAGGGCAAAAAGGUUUGCUUUCUGAAGAAGAUAUUGAAGAAUUGAUAUUUGGAGGCUCUGGGAGUGUUGAGAAUAUCAUAGGUGAAUUGCAGAAAAGUUCAGCCUCCUCUCCUUUUCCAGUGGCUGAUGAUUUCCAUGAUCAUCAAGAGGGAAUUGAUGGGCAGACUGUUCCCGACUCAGAUGAAAAAUUGGAGACAGAUAAGGAGCAUGAAACAAAGGAAGUAUUUGACUCUGCUGCAUUGGCUCUUUUGAAAGCAGCAACUGGAGUUGAGUUGGAUGGAGACAGUAUCGCUGCAACUUCUGCUGAUUCCAGAGUAUUUUCUGUUGGGCAUCCUGCUGGUUCAGGUUCCAAAUUUGACACUACAAACCUAGCUUCACAAUCGGGUAUGGUCAAGGAUGUUGUGAAUAAUAAUACAGGUGAGGAAGAACAGAAGAUGAUUGAAAAGAUACAACACAUUAGGGUGAAGUUCUUGAGGCUUGUCCAGCGACUUGGACAUUCUCCUGAAGAUUCAAUAGUUGCACAAGUGCUACACAGGUUGGUCCUAGCUUCAGGUUUGCAUGUUAGCCAAGAAUUUACCCUCGAAGAUUCUAAGAAAAUGGCCACGCAGCUUGAAGCUGAGGGCAAAGAUGAUUUAGACUUCUGUUUGAACAUUUUAGUUAUUGGAAAAAGUGGAGUGGGGAAAAGUGCAACCAUUAAUUCUAUUUUUGGCCAGAAGAAAGUCAUGAUCAAUGCAUUUGAACCUGCCACAACUAGAGCUGAGGAGAUUGUGGGAGCAAUAGAUGGCGUUAGGAUCAGAAUCCUUGACACCCCAGGUCUCAGAUCCCCUGUGAAGGAAGAAGCUACCAACAGGAAAAUAUUAGUAUCUAUAAAGAAGAUAACGAAGAAGUUCCCUCCAGAUGUUGUCCUUUAUGUUGAUCGGCUAGAUGAUCACACAAGAGACCUUAAUGAUUUUCUAUUGUUAGCGUCACUCACAAAUUCUCUCACUCCAUCAGUAUGGCGAAACGCCAUUGUCACCCUGACCCAUGCAGCGGCUACUCCUCCUGAUGGGCCAUCUGGAUCACCGUUAAGUUUUGAGGUGUUUGUUGCUCAACGAUCGCACAGUGUUCAGCAGGCUAUCAGCCAAGCAGUUGGUGAUCUGCGUCUAAUGUAUCCAAGUAUGAGGCAUCCAGUAUCUCUUGUUGAGAAUCAUCCGUUGUGUGAAAAGAACAAACAAGGACAAAGAAUCCUCCCUAAUGGACAAAGUUGGAGAUCCCAAUUAUUACUUUUGUGCUACUCAUUGAAGAUUUUAUCAGAAGUGAGUUCUAUAACCAAGCCUGUAGAUCCUUUUGAUUACAAUAAGCUGUUUGGCUUACAGCUACGUCCUCUGCCUCUGCCCCACUUGGUGUCAUCUCUAUUGCAGUCUCGCCCUCAUCCAAAACUCACUGCUGGGCAGGGUGGUGAUGAUGAUGAUUCAGAUAUGGAUUUAUUUGAUUCCGAUGAAGAAGAUGAGUAUGAUCAACUUCCAUCUUUCAAGCCUUUGAAGAAAUCUCAGGUUCAUAAGCUUAGCAGAGUGCAAAGGAAAGCAUAUUUUGAUGAGUAUGAUUAUCGGGUGAAACUCCUUCAAAAGAAGCAGUGGAUAGAGGGGGUGAAAAAGUUGAAGGAGCUCAAGAAGAAAGGCAAAGAUAGUAGAAGUGAUCGUGACUACACUGGGGAAGAUGUAGACCAGGAAGAUGGAGGUCCAGCAAGUGUGCCAGUUCCCAUACCCGAAUUCGUCCUCCCGCCUUCGUUUGACAGUGACAGUCCUUCUUAUAGGUACCGAAUGUUGGAGCCUACAUCACAGCUUCUUGUGAGACCAGUUCUGGACUCACAAGGCUGGGACCAUGACUGUGGGUAUGAUGGUGUUAGUCUUGAAAGAAAUCUUGCUAUUGCUGGUCAGUUCCCAGGUGGAUUUGCUGUUCAAAUCACAAAGGACAAGAAAGAGUUUAAUAUCCACUUAGAUUCCUCAAUUUGUGUAAAGCAUGGAGAAAAUAGAUCAACAAUGGCAGGAUUUGACAUCCAGACUAUUGGAAGGCAGCUUGGAUAUAUCCUCAGAAGCGAAACCAAAUUCAAGAAUUUUAAGAUAAACAAUACUUCUGCUGGGAUAUCCAUUGCUUUGCUGAGCAAAAAUGUGGCCACAGGACUGAAAAUUGAGGACCAGAUUGCUAUUGGAAAGCGCUUGGCUUUGGUGGGAAAUGCUGGGGCUGUAAGAUCUGGAGGUGAUACAGCAUAUGGAGCCAACUUCGAAGUUCACCUCAAGAGCAAAGAUUUUCCUGUAGAGCAGGAACAAUCCACAUUAGGCUUGUCUCUGAUGAAUUGGAGAGGUGAUUUGGGUGUACUGGCCAACUUAGACUCUCAGUUCUCCAUUGGUCGGAAUUCAAAAAUGGCUAUCCAUGUUGGAAUGAAUAACAGGCAAAGUGGACAGAUCACCAUCAAGACCAGUAGCCCAGAACUGCAAGUUGCCGUCGUCAGUAUUAUUCCAAUGGCAAUAUCCAUCUUAAAGAGUAUUUACCCUGGUGAUGCUGCAAGAAACUCAAAUAUGCUGCAUCAUUAGGGGUGCUUCUAUGGCAUCUACUAUUCUCAGUAGCCAGUUGGAUUUUGAAGGGUUAAACAUUCAGCAAGGGCUAGUUAUCAAUUUACUGGCCUUGAUUAUCAUGACAACUAUGCUCAAUCAGCAGGACAUUUUAAGUUAAUUUUGUAGAUUUGAUGAGCUGUUAAAUAAUGAGAUGAAGCCUGCCUAUAGAUGUGUUA